UCACUCACUCACCUCUAAAAGCUCAUAAAAACAUCAAAAAAAAAAAAAUCAUAUGUUCAAUAUGGAUGGAAUAUGGGUUUACUUGAUUUCCAUUGUUUCUUCAAUCUUUCUUCUCUUGAAGCUAUUUUCACUGAAACAAACAUGGCAAAAAAACCUCCCACCUAGCCCCCCUGCACUUCCCAUAAUUGGCCAUCUGCAUCUCCUAAAAGGACCUUUCCAUAAAACUUUGCAAAGCUUAUCAAAUCAGUAUGGUCCAAUUAUAUCCCUUAAGUUUGGUUUCCAAAAUGUUCUCAUCAUAUCAUCUCCAGCCUUACUCGAUGAGUGCUUUAAUAAAAAUGCCAUUAUUUUUGCUAAUAGGCCUCGCCUUUUGGCUGGCGAAAUCCUAAACUAUAACUACACUACAAUAAAUUCUUCUCCAUAUGGCCACCACUGGCGCAACUUCCGUCGCAUUGCUGCUCGUGAAAUUUACUCAACGAAUAGGCUCAUGAUGUGCUUGAGCAUUAGACAACAAGAAGUUAGAAACCUGCUCAAAGAUCUAUUUGAAAAUUCACGCACAAGUUUCCAGAAAGUAGAGAUGAAAUCAAGGCUAUCGAAGCUUUCUUUUAACAUUAUAAUGAGGAUGAUUUUAGGGAAGCGAUGUUUAGGAGUACAAGGGGAAAUUUUAGAGGAGUCUAAAUGCAUUCGUGAUAUUAUAAGUGAGAUUUUUGCGGUGAGUGCUUCAUCAAAUCUAGGGGACUUUCUGCCAAUCCUACAAUGGAUUGAUUUCCAUGGAAUAAAGAAAAGGAUGCUGAGAUUAAAGAAAAAAAUAGAUGAAUUUGCCCAAGGUUUGAUAGAUGAGCAUCGAAAUCACAAGAAUUCUUGCACAAAAGUACAAGGAAGGACUAAGACAAUGAUUGAUAAUAUGUUAUCUCUACAAGAAUCUGAACCUGAGAACUAUUCUGAUGAAAGCAUCAAAAGCCUUUUACUGUCAAUUAUUGUUGCGGCCACGGAUACAUCAGCAGCCACAAUGGAAUGGACUAUGUCGCUUCUGCUUAACUAUCCAGAGGUACUGAAGAAGGCUAGAGCCGAGAUAAGCAAAUUUGUUGGUGAAGACCGAUUGGUAGACGAGUCCAAUUUUCCCAACUUGCCAUACUUGCAAAGCAUUAUUAAAGAGUCAAUGCGAUUCAAGACGAUAGGACCACUUCUAACGCCCUAUGAAUCAUCUGAUGAUUGCAUUAUUAGGGGUUAUCAUGUACCGCAAGGCACAAUGUUAAUAGUCAAUGCUUGGGCUAUUCACAUGGAUCCUGAUGUGUGGGAGGACCCAACAAGUUUUAAGCCAGAGAGAUUUGAAGUUUUAGAAGAUGAGGCUCAUAAAUUGAUUCCAUUUGGGUUGGGGAUGAGGGCAUGUCCUGGGGCUGGCCUGGCAAAUAAAGUGAUGGGCUUGGCCUUAGCUUCAUUAAUACAAUGCUUUGAGUGGGAGAGACCUAGUGAAGAACUAGUGGAUAUGUCUGAAGGGUCAGGGUUAACCACGCCUAAAGCACAACCAUUGGAAGCCAUGUGCAAAGCACGUGAAUCUAUGAUUAAUGUGUUGGAGAAGCUAUAAUUGGUGUUUGAUUACCUUUUUUUCAAGUGGUUAUGAAAAUAAAUAAAUAAAUGAUUGUCUACAAUCAUUGUUGUUCAAA
Messenger RNA from Hevea brasiliensis (rubber tree), 1661 nucleotides. RefSeq names its product cytochrome P450 81Q32-like. Bases 53 to 1582 code for a protein of 509 amino acids. Gene Ontology annotation, molecular function: oxidoreductase activity, acting on paired donors, with incorporation or reduction of molecular oxygen; monooxygenase activity; iron ion binding. The transcript has 2 exons. NCBI's taxonomy places the organism in Eukaryota, Viridiplantae, Streptophyta, Magnoliopsida, Malpighiales, Euphorbiaceae. The record is from RefSeq and is a predicted model, not a curated record.